This is a messenger RNA of Ascochyta rabiei, 807 nucleotides long. RefSeq lists its product as uncharacterized. Lineage: Eukaryota; Fungi; Ascomycota; Dothideomycetes; Pleosporales; Didymellaceae. The record is from RefSeq and is a predicted model, not a curated record. Bases 1 to 807 code for a protein of 268 amino acids. The transcript has a single exon. Gene Ontology annotation, cellular component: membrane.
AUGAGCCACAACGAUCCUCGCUCGGAGGCUUCGAAGAAGCGGGAUCUCAUUUCUCGAGGUGAUUACACAUCGACACCUGCUGGCAAAGCAACCUUCUUCUUGCUUCGUGCAGUUGAGCCCCUCCUGCAGUAUGGAAUCCUUACUCAUGGCAUCGGUACACCGAUUUUGCAUCGUAUUGGACUCCGCACCCUUCCAGCUGGACUCCCAGCACACACAGGCAUCGCUGCUAUUGACAACUUAGGCCUGUCGCCGUACAGGCUCGUGUUAUUGGGAAUGUCUAUUGGCAGUGCCGUCAAGCAGAACAUCUGGGUGACACUGCUGUCGGGCGAACCUAUGCCUGUUAUUCCUGCCAUCGAAGUCGGCCUGUUCAACGCCUUCUUCAACAGCAUCAGUAGCUACGCCUUCCUCUUAAGCGCCACAUCAGCCUCCACGGAGACAGAUUUCCCGCAACCAUCUCUUAUUGUGGGUGGGACGUUGUAUACUGUCGGCAUCCUCACCGAGCUCAUAGCGGAAAUUCAAAGGAAGCGCUUCAAGUCCAACCCAACGAAUAAGGGCAAGGCUUACACAGGAGGCCUCUGGCAGUUCGCCCGACACAUCAACUACGGCGGAUACACAAUUUGGAGGGCAGGCUAUGCGUUGGCUGGAGGUGGCUGGGCUCUGGGCGCGCUUGUAGGCGCGCUUUUCGCAAUUGACUUUUCAACACGGGCAGUUCCCAUCCUCAACGAGUAUUGCGAAAAGCGGUACGGCGAUGCCUGGGAAAAGUUCAAGCAGCAGACGCCCUACCGCCUGAUCCCGUUUGUGUACUGA